AUGCGUCAAUCGAUGAGUACCGGAGCUGUUGCAGCUCUCGCUGCUUCUACAGCAAAUGCUGCCUCCCUUGCCGAUCUCUGCACUGUUUCCAAUGUCCAAGCUGCUUUACCAGCAAACGGAACCUUGAACGGCAUCAACCCAAUUGCGACUUCUGUUACUGCUAACGCAGUUUACAAUGCCACUACGAAAUCUUCAGACGUCGCUUACAACUAUUGCAAUGUCACCGUCACCUAUGCUCAUCCUGGAAAAGAUUUAGUCGUCGCUUGGUACAACUUUCCUAGCCCAGAGAGCUACAAGAACCGUUUCUAUGUUGGCGGUGGAGGUGGAUACGCUCUCAGCGCCGAUCCCACUGGAGGUUUGCCAUAUGGUGCUGUGAGUGGAGUCUCUGAUGCAGGUUAUGCUGCCAUUAGUGGCACAACUGUCGAUGAAGUUGUCUUGACUGGAAAUGGAUCCAUCAACUGGGAUAGUGUCUACAUGUUCUCAUACCAGGCACUUGGUGAGAUGACUCAACUUGGAAAGGCCAUCACACCAUUGUUCUACAAUAACAACUCCUCAAAGCUCUACACCUACUACGAGGGAUGCUCUGAUGGUGGACGUGAGGGUAUGUCACAAAUUCAACGUUAUGGUUCCGAGUACGAUGGCGCCAUUACUGGUGCUCCAGCUUUCCGUUACGGACAACAACAAGUGAACCACUUGUUUUCCAACGUCGCUGAGGUCAUGAUGGACUACUUCCCACCUCCUUGUGAAAUGGACAAGAUUGUUAACAUGACAAUUGCUGCCUGUGAUCCCCUUGACGGCCGUACUGAUGGCGUCGUAUCUCGAACCGAUCUUUGCAAGAUGCACUUUGACUUGAACAGCACUAUUGGCGCUGCUUAUUCUUGCGAAGCUUCAAGUAGCAGCUCCCUUGGAUUUGCUUUCGGUCAAAAGGCUAAGAGACAAAUGGGCAUGCCCACUGCUGAUACACCUGCCCAAAAUGGAACUGUCACCGCUCAAGGAGCUGCUCUCGCUGCUCAACUUUACGACGGUAUGUUCAACUCCAAAGGAGAGCGUGUCUACCUUCCAUGGCAACCAGCUUGUUCAUUCCAAGACGCUACCACAAGCUAUGACAACACUACCGAUACAUGGGGAGUUGAUAUCGCAUCUACCGGAGGUGAAUUUGUAACCAAGUUCAUCCAAUUGGUUGAUCUCGACAACCUUGCUUCGCUUGAGGGCGUCACAAUGGAUACGCUCCAAGGAUGGAUGCAACAAGCAAUGGUCAGAUACAUGGACAGUUUGCAAACCACCGUCCCUGAUAUCUCCGAGUUUCAAUCUUCCGGAGGAAAGCUCAUCCACUAUCACGGAGAGUCCGAUGACAGUAUCCCAACCAGUUCUUCAGUUCGCUACUACGAUUCCGUUCGCUCCAUCAUGUACCCUAAACAAUCCUUCAACGAGAGUAUCAACUCUCUCAAGGCAUGGUACAAGCUCUUCCUCAUCCCAGGAGCCGCCCACUGCAGCACCAACACUCUUCAACCAGGUCCUUACCCAGCAGACAACAUGGCUACCAUGAUCGAUUGGGUUGAGAAUGGUAUUGAGCCUGAGAGACUUAAUGCUACUGUUAGCAGUGGUACUUACGAGGGAGAAGUUCAGAAGCUUUGCGCUUUCCCAUUGAGACCUAUCUGGGAUUCUGAGGGUACUUUGUCCUGCGAAUAUGAUCAAACUUCCGUUGACAGCUGGAUUUACACCCUUGAUGCUUUCAAGGUCCCAGUCUACUAG
Messenger RNA from Sclerotinia sclerotiorum 1980 UF-70, 1752 nucleotides. RefSeq lists its product as hypothetical. Bases 1 to 1752 code for a protein of 583 amino acids. Lineage: Eukaryota; Fungi; Ascomycota; Leotiomycetes; Helotiales; Sclerotiniaceae. The transcript has 2 exons. The record is from RefSeq and is a predicted model, not a curated record.